AUCUGCUAGCAAGCCAUCUCGAUGAAGCGAGAAAAUCUAGCAUCAAGGCCGGGGCGAGUGACUGGGAAGGGGGGGGAGGUAGGCAAGGGAGGCAUUGGAAAACAAAAAAAAGUCAGGCAGAUGGCAGGGGGUAGAGAAAGCAAAGGCCGAGACGCCGUGACUUUUUGGUGACCUUUGAGGGAGACGGUGCCAGCUCUCAGCCACCUGGCCGUUCCCGAAUUCCCAUCAUCCGUUUCGACGCCUUCCCCUCCUCCACUUGCCAGGCAUCGUCCAGCCCUCGCUCCUCGUCGUUCCCAUCAUCGCCGCCGCCCUACCCAGUCACUCCUCGUACCGCUGCCCCGCCACGCCCGUUCCCUGCUCGCUGCGCCCUUAUUUUCCUCAGCACAGCUCCCAUGCCGACAUGUCGACGCAAGCGGGUCGUUCUCACCCAGCCAUCCGACGAACUCCUCCAGUCUGUCAAGACAAACCCUAACAGGGAGGUCUUCUAUCUGCGGCACACUGGCGAGAUCUUCGAAACAUACGAGGCUUAUGCCGCACGCAUGUCCUUUUACAGAUUGAAGCAGUUCCAAUGCGAGGUUACCGGAAAAAGUGGUCUUGACUAUUUUCAGGCUCUGGAAAGUGAACGACAAGAAGCUCGAACAUUACACGCACGAUUCUCCGCGCCCCUCAAGCCAGCCAUCUUGAAAGCUGUCCAAUGGCAGGUUGUAGGACGACUUGAUCAUCUUGUGGAAGCAGUGUAUGAACGCUUCAAGGACCGCUACUUCAAAGGAGAAAGGGUACUUGUCGAUCUACAAGGAACCAAGUACUAUGGUACAGUCGAUACGGUCUACCCUCCAAAGUUUUAUCAAGAUCAGGAUGCCCGCGACGCGCGCAAAGAGAACAGAGGGUCCUCCCCCAAGGCCGAAUUGGACGAACCUCACCUCAUCACCGGUGACUUGAAAAUACCAGCGGGCGAAGUUAAUGCCCAAGACAGGCCGGAGAGAUACUUUUACUGGGUUCAAAUCACCGAACCAGAGAAAGAAAAAGCGCACGACAAGGCCAAGAAUGCCAAGAAGCAGGAUGAGGAUACGGUCGGUAGUUUGAUGGAAGUUACAUGCCAAUUAAUGAGUCGAGAUCGCCUUUCUUUCUCCAAGUCUAUACUGCGUCGGUUCAUCCGCGACUGCGUUGAUCGUGAUGCCGCGGUCGCUUCGCCUUGGACCGUCAAACCUGCUAUCGCUAAGCGGUAUGGUGUCGACUCCGUGAUGCCUGAAGAGACUCGCAAAGACGUCGAGUCAAUCAAGAAAGGUGAAAUUGACAAACGCAAGAAGGUCUGGGAGGAUAAAGAUGGACCGCCUUCUAAAAGGCAGAAAAAGAUGACGGCGGCACAGGAAGAAAGAGCCGAAAAACGCGAGCGCGAAGCUCGUGAGAAAGCCGAGAAACAAAGACUAGCAAAAGAGGAGGCGGAACGAAUCGCAGCAGAAAAAAAGAAGAAGAAACCGGUUCGAUAUCCAACUGAAGACCUGGAUGUGAGGUUAGCGGACAAGGACAAAAAGGCUGGUAUGAAAGUCCAGAAACCGAUACCUAGUCGCACUACCAUUCCUUUCAACGACUCUCCUGGCACUUUUGAGGCCUUUUUGAUGAGUUGGAACUUCUUGAUUGUAUAUGGUCAACCACUUCAUCUCUCAACCUUCACUCUGGACGAGUUCGAACAUGCCAUACGUCACUCCGUUGAUGAUCCUCCGUGCCCUUUGCUUGCUGAAGUCCAUUCUAUCCUCAUCUAUAAUCUGCGGACUGUGCCAUUCCAUAGACAUAGCGCGGUUGUGUCACUUAUCCAUCUACAGGAAGAGGCGGCUGAUGGUGAUGAUAUGCUAUUGGGCCAGUCUAUCUCCAAUCUUACAGCUACAAUGGCUGAUAUUGGUAAUAACUGGGAAAGAGUGCCUUUAAGGCAUGCAGAGGGCAGACAAGGCUGGGAGGAUGCGCUGGUCGGUUGCUUGAAGGAUCACGCUAACAUAACCAACUUCCCUCGUCUGCGAGAGAUAUUGACAAAGUUACUUUUUGCGCCGGAAGAAGUUAAUGAACCCUCAACGUCCUCGAGCGCAUCUAGCUCACGUUCGCCUCCCCCACAAUCCUCUUUGUGCACUGUGCCAUCUUCUCCCGCUGAACGAUAUCAUUCGUUGCCACCGGCGGAUCGCAUAGCAAUCCUGUCUUUCCUAACCAAUCUUGCAGUCUCCAGCAAAGCAAUCCAUGCUCACAUGGAAUCAUGCGAGGAGCAGUUAACUGCUCUUCGGAAGGAGAAAAUUGAGGUCAACCGUUCCAAGAAACAGUUUGCUGAAGAAAUGAACACUCUCAUCGGAGAGACCAAAGACAAUUCCAUACCUCCUGAUGAAGAUGUCUCCAUGCAGGAUGCCAGUGACUCCGAAAUAGCCGCUUCUGAUGCUGCAUCUGACUCCCUGUCGGCGUCAAAGAAAGGAUCCUCCCGCCAGAAGGAUCUUCGUCAGAAGAUUCAGACUCAAGCAAAGCAACGUGAAGCUGCACGUGCUAAGCAAGCCUCUGUUAAACAAGCCAUGGCGGAACACCGGAGGCUUGACGAAGAAGUCAACAAGAUCGAACGAAGACUUGAAGGCAUUGAACGCGAGUUCAGGAAAUUAUUAGGCGGUGUCAGGGUCAAGCCGCUGGGACGGGAUAGAUUUUACAACCGUAUCUGGUGGUUUGACGGCCUGGGGUCAGCGUCGUUAGUGGGGAGUGGCGGCGUAGCGCAAUAUGGGACGGGCAGAAUUUUCGUACAGGGUCCUAGCGAGACAGAUAUGGAGCUUUUGAGGCUCCGGCAAGUAGAAGAAGAUAUUGAUGGUCGGAGGAAAGAGGAAGAAGGAGAAGAUGGUAUUCUUGGACCUGGAGAGUGGGCUGCUUACUCGGAGUUGGAAGAACUUGACGAAUUUGUAGCAUGGCUGAAUCCCAAGGGCCAUAGGGAAGUUGCUCUCAAGGCAGGAUUGACCAAGUGGUGGAUUCACAUAACGUCUGGUAUCAGGAAGCGUACAGCGGACGUUCAAGUCAAUGCUAAACUUCCUGAAGCAAGGCGUAGCACCCGAACAAAGGCUCAUGCUGGCUAUGACAUAUCCAGAGAGCCUUACAUGAUGUGGACGAAUCGCCGAGCAGUGAAUACCUCUUAGCAGCCUCCGAGCUAUAUCUCAUUGUGUCGUUGCCGCGCGCACUCUAUUUUGUGUUCUAGGAUUCUUGUAGACAUCACAUUCCUUGACUCGCGUACCGUCGCAAUUACUUUCCCUCUCUGUUUAUUGACGCUUUUGCUUACACUAAAUUACGAGCCACAGUUACUUUACAUGUAUAAAAUACGAGCACACGUUGCCAGUGUUGUACCCAAAUUUAGAUAGCCUGAUAACGCGCUCUUCUCGUG
This is a messenger RNA of Guyanagaster necrorhizus, 3388 nucleotides long. RefSeq lists its product as uncharacterized. Gene Ontology annotation, cellular component: nucleus. The coding region runs from base 393 to 3146 and encodes 917 amino acids. Gene Ontology annotation, biological process: subtelomeric heterochromatin formation. The transcript is spliced from 12 exons. NCBI's taxonomy places the organism in Eukaryota, Fungi, Basidiomycota, Agaricomycetes, Agaricales, Physalacriaceae. The record is from RefSeq and is a predicted model, not a curated record.